GCGAAUAAAGGCCGCAGCCCAUUUCUGACCGGAGCUUCUUUAUUGUUUAAAAUGCAAGGCUGAAUUUAGCUUGUCUACGAACAGGGUUAAUGAUUGAAUAGUAUAUUUAUUUUUUAGCAGUUUUUGUGCUGAUGUUUCUUCGUAGGCGUUGCUUGGUUACCGUUUUUCCUCGCUGUAGCUGCAGGUGUAUGAGGUGAAGAGGGUUCAGGAUGACGCCUUUCUCUUUCAUCACUCGACUCGAAAAUAAGACGCUUUAGAAAGGUUCGCCUCUUUGUCUUUCGGACGCUUUUUUUAAGAUACUAAUUUUAGAGAGGUGUAAACAAACCGGAGCCCGCCGCAAUGACGAUAGGUCCGUUUCCACAGCAGUCGCCAUUAUUAAUAGACAAUAAUUAAUUAGUGAGAGUUAAUUGUUUGCAGGGGAAAGGUUUGGUUGGUCUGUAAUGUGCUGCUUUAGGUUGUAGCAGACAGCUCCGUGUUCAGAAUCAGUCGGUCACUGGGAGAUUAGCGGCGGUGGGGACCAGGCUGGCUGUCUGUCUGUGGCAGAUCUAAUAAAGAUGGUGUUUCGGAGCGAGGAGAUGUGCUUGGCGCAACUGUUUCUGCAGUCCGGCUCUGAAUAUGACUGCAUCAGUGAGCUGGGAGAGAUGGGGCUGGUCGAGUUCAGAGAUCUCAACCCCAGUGUCAGCUCAUUCCAGCGGCGCUUCGUCAGCGAAAUCAAGAGAUGCGAGGAGAUGGAGAGAAUCCUUGGCUUCCUUUUGAGGGAGAUCCAGAAAGCUAAAAUCGCUGUUCCACAAGAGGACGAGAGCCCGCUUGCUCCUCCGCCCAGACAGGUCUUGGAGAUCAUGGAGCAGCUUCAGAGGCUUGAAAUGGAGCUCAGCGAGGUGGCAAAGAACAAAGAGAAGCUUCAGAGGAACCUCCUGGAGCUCACAGAAUACACACAUAUGCUGAAGAUCACCCGGACCUUCAUACACAGCCGCUCCAGACAUGAGGCCCUUGGUCCCCAGUAUGAAGAGUUCCCCACUAUGGAGACAGAUGCAGUCGCUGGAGGCACUGGCAUGCAGAGACUUGGAGCCAAGCUUGGUUUUAUUUCAGGACUCAUCCAGCGGGUGAAGGUGGAGGCCUUUGAGCGCAUGCUGUGGAGAGUUUGCAAAGGCUACACGAUUUUAAGUUACGCAGAACUGGAUGAGAGCCUCGCUGAUCUGGAAACCGGGGAAAUUAGCAAAAAUGUUGUGUUUCUCAUCUCCUUUUGGGGAGAUCAGAUUGGACACAAAGUUCAAAAAAUCUGUGACUGUUACCACUGCCACUUAUAUCCACAUCCUGAAAAUGACGAGGAACGUGCAGAUGUGUUGGACAGCUUAAGAACACGGAUCCAGGAUCUCAAUAACGUGCUUCAUCGCACUGAUGACUAUUUGAGGCAAGUCCUGCAGAAGGCAGCAGAGUCAGCUUACACCUGGGUUAUGCAGGUGAAGAAGAUGAAAGCCAUCUAUCACAUCCUCAACCUGUGUAGCUUUGAUGUCACCAACAAGUGUCUGAUCGCAGAGGUAUGGUGUCCCGUCAGUGACCUGGCAAACCUGAGAGGGGCGCUAGAAAAGGGUUCGAGAAAAGGCGACGCCACUGUACCUUCAUUUGUAAACCGCAUCCCGAGCAGCGAUACCCCACCAACACUUUUAAGAUCCAACAAGUUCACUGCUGGGUUUCAGAGCAUUGUGGAGGCUUAUGGGGUGGGGGACUAUCGCGAGGUAAGCCCAGCUCCUUACACCAUCGUCACAUUUCCCUUCCUGUUUGCCGUGAUGUUCGGAGACUUUGGCCACGGGUUGAUAAUGAGCCUCUUCGCCCUGUGGAUGGUGCUGACAGAAAAAAAUCAAAAGAAGAAGCGUUCUAGUAAUGAGAUAUGGAUGAUGUUCUUCCAUGGGCGAUACAUCAUCCUCAUGAUGGGGCUCUUCUCCAUCUACACCGGACUCAUUUACAAUGACUGUUUCUCCAAGUCUGUAAAUAUAUUUGGGUCCGGAUGGAGCGUCAAGGCCAUGUUCACCGAUCAGCAGUGGACAAACAAAACAAUCCAAACAAACGCUUUGCUCACAUUAGACCCUAAUGUCAGCGGUGUAUUCAGUGGACCGUACCCAUUUGGCAUUGAUCCUAUAUGGAACCUGGCAGUGAAUCGACUGUCCUUCCUCAACUCCUACAAGAUGAAGAUGUCAGUCAUCAUUGGCGUCAUUCACAUGAGCUUUGGCGUGGUGCUGAGUGUCUUCAACCACUUGCAUUUCCGGCAAAAGUUCAGCGUUUAUUUGCUGUUUCUUCCUGAGCUGCUCUUUCUGCUCUGUCUCUUCGGCUACCUGGUCUUCAUGAUUCUUUACAAGUGGUUGGCCUUCAGUGCACGAAACUCCAGCCAGGCUCCUAGCAUCCUCAUUCACUUCAUCAACAUGUUCGUCAUGCAGGGGAAGGAUAUAACUCCUCUGUACCUGGGACAGACCGGGCUUCAGAUAUUCCUCCUUUUGAUUGCUGUGAUGUCCGUUCCAGUAUUGCUCCUGGGAAAACCUCUUUACUUGUACUGGCAGCACCGUGGAGGCAAAGGCCUGCGAAGACGCAGAGGUUAUGAGAGGGUGAGGCGUGUAAGUGAGGAUGAUGGUUCUAUAACAUCCAUUCAUGAGGAGGAUGAAGAGGAAGGAUUUGACGAACUAACCAACAGAGAAGCGCCUCCUAAGCAGUUUGACUUUGCAGAUGUGCUGCUGCAUCAGGCGAUCCACACCAUAGAGUACUGCCUGGGCUGCAUUUCUAACACUGCGUCUUAUCUCCGUCUCUGGGCGCUCAGCUUGGCUCACGCCCAGCUGUCAGAGGUGCUGUGGUCCAUGGUGAUGCGCCUAGGCUUCAGGAUCACCACUAAAGUUGGGGUGGUGUUUCUGGUGCCUGUGUUUGGCCUUUUCGCCACGCUCACUGUUUCCAUCCUGCUGGUCAUGGAGGGUUUAUCAGCGUUCCUCCAUGCAUUACGUCUUCACUGGGUUGAGUUUCAGAACAAGUUCUACCACGGCACCGGUGUCAAAUUCCUGCCCUUCGACUUCGCCCAGCUGCCGUCAGUUUUUGAGCAGGAUGGUUUGCUUUAACCCCCCUAAAGCAGUGGAUGUGAGAUUAAGCAGACUCUACAACUGUGAAGGUUUUGUGCGCGUUGGAACGAUUAAACCUGUGACGACAACAACAAACCCUCAAGACUCUGAACUGAAACUAAUUCCUGUAGCAAAGUUUCUCAGCUUGAUGGGUUUUUAAAAGCUAUCGGCUUGUGCUGACUGCCUUACUACUGUACCCAGCACACCUCUGAAGAGACAGAGGUACAAACAUUGUUGCUUUUGUUUAUCAUGUCACUUAUUGGAUGAGUUACUUCUCAGCACAUUCUGUCACCAGCUGAGGGAUUUUUAAAAUGUAAUUUAUUUGCAUUGUAUGGUGUAAGAUGGGUUUGUAUGCUUGCUCAAGUCAAAACCACAAGCAGUGCCAUAGAGAUUUAGUAAAGGGAUGCCAUUUUAUCUUCUCCGUGUAAUCAAGCUAAAGCUGCAGGCAUCCAAAAAUCAAAGACACAAUAAAACAUUUCAACCCUUUACUGAUAUUUCUUUACCAUAAAGCACUUUGCAGAAAUGAUUGUACAAUGUAAAGUUCUCACUACUGACUGUGAUGAUGCCAAAUGAAAAUAGUCACCUGUUGCUUUCUGCGUAUUUACUUAUUAACUCAUUUAUUUAAUCUUAUGCUCCCUUUGGUAUUAAUAAAAGAAAGCAUUAACAUGAUCCAAAAAAGCUACAAAAAAAAGUUAGGUAUUUCUUUAAUUAUACAGCUGAUUGCAUUUGUUAAUGAUAAUUCAUGAUAUUUAUCUAUCUUACUGUCUGUACAAGAGUAAUAUUUUAACAUUUUA
Molecule: messenger RNA, 3889 nt
Organism: Cyprinodon variegatus (sheepshead minnow)
Lineage: Eukaryota; Metazoa; Chordata; Actinopteri; Cyprinodontiformes; Cyprinodontidae
Gene: atp6v0a2a
Product: V-type proton ATPase 116 kDa subunit a isoform 2-like
Exons: 20
Coding region: 555-3095 (846 amino acids)
Biological process (GO): proton transmembrane transport; vacuolar acidification
Cellular component (GO): vacuolar proton-transporting V-type ATPase, V0 domain; plasma membrane; vacuolar proton-transporting V-type ATPase complex
Molecular function (GO): proton-transporting ATPase activity, rotational mechanism; ATPase binding
Source: RefSeq, a predicted model, not a curated record